AUGAAUAAAUUCUUGUGCUCUGUUUUAUUGGUACUGGUUGGUAUAUGGUUAGCAACAGUUGGUUUCACUGAUGCUGUUCAAUGUACGUCAGACCCUAUUAUAAUAAACGGUGUAUUUGACUCUGAUAUAACGUCCAGAGAAGUCGGGGCAGUGUAUGAUUUUACCUGUAAUGGAACACUGGAAGAUACGGGAACUGUGACAUGCGAUGACAUUGGAGAUUGGACGACAAAUUUGACAUGUGAAGAAUGUUACUUACCAAAUAAAUAUUUCUACAUGCAGUACAGUUUUUAUUGCGUAUCUUCCGAAGAUGAAUGUGUCCAGAAAUGUGACGAGAUGAAUUGCAAAGCUUACUAUACUGUUAUUCGACAGAAUACGUGGUCUUCAUGUUACGUAUUCCUGCCAUAUAUAAUAUUCAGAGGUACAGGGAUGAGUGUUCAACAGUGUAUCGAUAAAUGUAAUGAGAUGGACGAAUGUCUGACUAUCAGAUAUAGGCCCAUUCGCGGUGACUUAUGCUAUCUAUUUAAAGUGACGGUGACAGAAUUAGUCGCCAUGGGUAAUGUGCUCAGAUCGACCAGUACUGGUACAAUAAUUGGGAAAAGAUCAAUUUGCCCCUAA
Molecule: messenger RNA, 615 nt
Organism: Lottia gigantea (owl limpet)
Lineage: Eukaryota; Metazoa; Mollusca; Gastropoda; Lottiidae
Exons: 3
Coding region: 1-615 (204 amino acids)
Source: RefSeq, a predicted model, not a curated record